GCGAGGAUGGCAACCCUGUAGCCUUUGGCAACUGCCAGGCAGUGAACGAACGGCCUUGAAGGGAAGGGGGCGUUAUCAUUCUCCGCUACUUCCUCCGCCCACUCUCGCCUCUUCGCUGCUUCUCCCAACACGGUUAAGGCUCAGACAGUCAUCAUGGUCGUGGCAAAGCUGUGGAAAUUGGCGCGCAGGCCGGAGGGGAAGCCCCGUGUGGAGGACUUCGCCCUGGUGGAGGAGGAAAUUCCAGCCUUAGGCGAGGGAGACGUGUUGGUGGAGGCGGUGGCCCUGAGCGUCGACCCUUACUUGAGGUACCGGGCACGGAUGCUCCCCCUCAACUCAGUCAUGUUUGGAUCGCAGGUUGCCAAAGUUAUCGAGAGUAGAAACCCUCAGUGGCCCGUAGGAAAGCACUUGGUCCACUAUGAGGGUUGGCGGACGCACACACUCAUCACGGCUAGUCGACUCCAAGAGAAGGAUCUGCAGCUCCAGCCUCUGCCAGAAAUGCAGGACCUUCCGAAAAGUCUAGGCAUUGGACUCCUAGGCAUGCCAGGCAACACUGCGUACUUCGGGCUCCUUGACAUCUGCGAGCCCAAGGCGGGAGACACGGUGCUGGUGAACGGGGCUGCUGGCGCCGUCGGCAGCGCGGUGGUGCAGAUCGCCAAAAUCAAAGGCUGCAAGGUGAUUGCAUUCGCCGGUUCUGACGAGAAGGUGAAGUGGGUGAAGGAACUUGGCGCCGACCACGUCUUCAACUACAAGACAGCCAACAUUGGGGAAGCCCUGAGCCAAGCCGCACCCAACGGCAUCAACGCUUUCUUCGAUAACGUGGGAGGCAAGUUCACGGCCGAAGCCUUGAACCACAUGGCAGACUUUGGCCGCGUGUCCCUGUGUGGGGCCAUCUCCACCUACAACGAGGAGACCAAAGAGGCGCCGGGCGCACUCACAGGAGCCUUCAAGGAGCGUGUCGUGCUCACGAAGCAGCUGCGUGUGGAGGGCUUCCUCGUCACACGGUGGGGUGCCCGCUGGAUGGAAGGCCUCAACCAGCUCAAGGCGUGGGUGCUGGAGGGCAAACUGAAGUAUCGGGAGACUGUGGUUCAUGGGUUUGAGAAGAUGCCACAGGCCUUCAUCGGUCUGUUUGACGGAGACAACAUCGGGAAGGCAGUCGUGGUGCCGCAGUGAGCGUCAGCCGCCACCACUAACCACCAGGACCAAUAUUCUCAAACGUUUCGACGCCUUAGUACAUUUACAUUAGCUAGCUCUCGUAGAACUUGUAAGGAUUCACACGUAGGUGGAUUCAUUUGGGGGUAGUUUUGCAAGAUUUCUACACCAUGAACAGGAAAACACUGAUGGGAACCCAAGGGAUGUUUACUGUGGCCUUCAAACUUGACCGUGAUAAGAGCUGAAGCGUUUGAGUAUACGAGUCCGGGGCUCUCCGAUAACCACUACCACCGUUCAUGUGCCUUUCUGGUGUGAACUCUUCUUGCCCUCGGAGGCUGGUAUACAAGGGUGGUUGUUAGCUCUGUGGCAUAAUUGUCGAGUGUUGAGCGUUUUGAUUAAUGUAAAGGUAUAAUGCAACUGUACUUAAUUUCACUUGUACGGAAUUACAAAAUGCAUAUUGUGCUGAGUCUGGUUUAUUCUUCCAACAUCAUCUUGUUAGUGGUGUCGCUAGGGGUCCAUAUAUUUAAUUAGUCAAGGAGCCAAAUUGGGUUCCUAAGUUUUCUGUGGAAGGUCGGUCUCAUGAGGGGCUGCCUUUAUAGGUAAAGAAUUAGGGGUGUACGCCAUAGCUGCGCUUGGCCUCGAUGCUGAACUCCGUCGCAUUGGCCCUUGAGCUUGUGGUGGGUAGAGUUACCUUCCCCAGGUUUCCCACGGUACCAAUUUAUCGACCAGCCGGAAAUGAAGGAUCAACAGCUGGGUCAGCAAUGUUGCCAGAUUGUCGUACUCAGCUUCCUAUGUUUGCCGAUAUCCGACCCCAAAACUGCCUCCUCGACCCCAUUAAUUGCCUUCAUAUGCAGUUAUCGUUAAAAUGGUUAAUUAUUGGUGUUUUUUGGCAAUAGCUAUGGCUCAGAAACCAGUAAAUACGAGGCUCUGAGUACGAUAAUCUGGCAACGUUGGCUGGGUGAGUUGCACGCCGACUUCCCUGACUGGGAUUCGAACCCUGGUCCGCGGAUCCACAGCCAGGCAAGCUAACCAAUGCACCACGUACUUACAUAGAGUUACUCAAAGGGCCAAAUUACAUUGCAGUUUGUUCCCUCGAUUUCAUGUUAGGGGCCACAGCCAUGCCACUGACUAGCAAGCAUGGGGCGAAUGGCGAAUAUGGAGGUGCCGUGAUUAUGCACACGUUUAAGAGGGAUGUUAAUUUUUAUUUUGAUGUAAUGACAAAAAAUAUAUUACAUUUGGGGAUA
This is a messenger RNA of Eriocheir sinensis (Chinese mitten crab), 2393 nucleotides long. Its product is annotated as prostaglandin reductase 1-like. NCBI's taxonomy places the organism in Eukaryota, Metazoa, Arthropoda, Malacostraca, Decapoda, Varunidae. The transcript has 9 exons. The coding region runs from base 154 to 1170 and encodes 338 amino acids. Gene Ontology annotation, molecular function: 15-oxoprostaglandin 13-reductase [NAD(P)+] activity; 2-alkenal reductase [NAD(P)H] activity. Gene Ontology annotation, cellular component: cytoplasm. The record is from RefSeq and is a predicted model, not a curated record. Gene Ontology annotation, biological process: prostaglandin metabolic process.